Messenger RNA from Pungitius pungitius (ninespine stickleback), 2072 nucleotides. Its product is annotated as putative protein MSS51 homolog, mitochondrial. NCBI's taxonomy places the organism in Eukaryota, Metazoa, Chordata, Actinopteri, Perciformes, Gasterosteidae. The record is from RefSeq and is a predicted model, not a curated record.
CCCCCGCCCCCCCCAUGAGGGACACCGCCACGUCCUCCAGGAAGCGUUGACGUCCGAUUAUAAGCAGCUGUCCGUCACCUGAAUCAUCCAGAAGGCUCUCUGCUUGCCUGGACCCGAAGGUUGAAGGCCUCGACAUGACCUCCCAGAUCCCAGCGCUCACCCAGCCGGACACCCCGAGGACCGACAGCGUCUCCUCCAUCCUGUCGGGGUUCUACUCUCUGGACUCGGGCGUUCCUGGGCUCUCUCAGGUGAUUCUCGACAAGCUGAACAUGAAGGACUACGGAGAAUACAGGGCUGCCGUUGAGGGAGAAGCCAAAGGAGUCGCUUUCCGCAGCUACAAGGAGAUGUUCCAGAAGAUGGAGGAGACCUUCGAGUUCUGGGCCGGCUGCAACAGACUCCCGGCGCGCCUCGCCGAGGGCCAGGCGCUGAAGCGCUGCGUGAAGUGCUUGAACGUGUACUACUGCACCAAAGACUGCCAGAGGAAGGACUGGCCUCUGCACAAAAAGGUCUGCAAGACGCUGCGGCUGGUGGCCAUCGACAGGCUGGUGGAGUGGCUGAUGUUCACCGGAGACCUCCCCCUCCCCACGGAGAAGUGGUCCAAGCCGGCGGGCGAGGUGAAGAACUGGGACGACUGGCUCGCCAUGCGGGGGGACCUGGCGCCGCUCCUGGACGCCGUCUCGUCCGGCGCCAACAUGGCGACUCUGUGGAGGAACGCCGGCAGGCCGAGGCCGGGUGACUCUGACCUGCGGGGGUCUCUGUGGCGGAUCCAGAGCGAGUUCCUCUCCCGGGUCCUCGCCGUCGGGACGGCGGUGCAGCGCUUUGGCCUCGACCCGCUCGCCAAGCCGCUCACCGUCCACGUAGCGGGGGCCUCGCACAACGAGACGCUGGGCGCCAGGCCCACGGACUACGACGAGCUGAACCACAUGUUCCCCGGGCACCAGGGCAUGGAGGUGGUCCUGGUGGGGCCGGAGGUGGUGGACGGCCCCGUCACCAGGCCUCCCCUCAGGGCCUUGGGCCCCAGGCAGAGGGUCUACGUCAGCGCCCACAAGGGCCUCUACCACCAGUUCUGGGAAGACGUGGUGGAGAAGGAGGAAGCAGCCAAGCCAGACCUGGUGGUGGGAUUCCAUCCCGGUUUCCACGCCAACCAGGGUCUGUUAGAAGGCUGGCUGCCCACCCUUCUGCUGCUGAGGGACUACGACAUCCCUUCCUUCUUCACCGUGUUCAGCGAGGCGGAGCUCGAGUCCUCCCUCCGCGUCCUGUCGGAGCUGGAGGUGCACGUCAGGGACAGCGGGAGGAACCCGUUCGCGGCCCAGAAACCCGAGCAGCGCCACUCCAGCCCCAACAAAGCGCCGGUCUUCUGCAACUCUCACUACGUCCGGUUCCAGGGGCCGCUGCCUCGAGAAGACUGAGCUCUCGGCACUGACUCUUCACCCGCUGCAUCGGGUCCCUCGAAACAGUGAAACGCACAAUGACUGGGCGCGAUUUAGAGGAACGACUCGCAUCAUGAGACGUGGGUGCAAAGCCGUGUGCUCCGUUGGCUCCCCGACGUAGCUGGAUGAGGGCCACGCGUGGAGGAGAGAAGAAAUGAGUCGUUUUAGAGUUUCUCAGCAAUUUGGUCGCAUUCCCCGAAUCUCACAAUAGAUGCAGGAAAGCAGAUCAUUUGCAUACUAAUGGAACACUUAAUCCAAUAUGGCAACUAAAUGAAUGGCACCUCUUGCGGUGCUGCUCUGUAGUCGUUGCUCUACUCUGAAUGGUGUUGUGCAUUAACAUCACAGCCAAUGGAAUAGUGGAGCCGUCGUGCCUUUCCAAUGAAUAAAGAUGACGCAAACUCUGUGCACGGUGCUUAGCUAGAAGCACAUUUAAAUGGGUGACAAAAGAUUGUCUAAAGGUGCCACUUAAUGACGACGAAACCUUGCGGAGCUUAAUUGGAUGAACGUUUAAACAUCUGAUGCUGAAUGACGACACACUGAUGUGUUCAACAUAACGACAGAGACGUGUGUUCAGGAGGAAACGUCAUUUUGCAUCUACGGUGCGACUCUGCUCUCUAGUGGAUGAUAAUGCAGGUGGUGUUU